Messenger RNA from Monodelphis domestica (gray short-tailed opossum), 1100 nucleotides. RefSeq names its product histone H3. Gene Ontology annotation, cellular component: nucleosome. Gene Ontology annotation, molecular function: protein heterodimerization activity; structural constituent of chromatin; DNA binding. NCBI's taxonomy places the organism in Eukaryota, Metazoa, Chordata, Mammalia, Didelphimorphia, Didelphidae. The record is from RefSeq and is a predicted model, not a curated record.
AACCUUGGAUAUUUUACUUAAACUGAGUGCUUAAAGGUCAACUAAGGAAGGGGAUGAAAAACAGACCAAUCCUAUUACAGCGCGGGAUUUCAAACGUUCCCUAAUCCAAUCAUGUAGCAGCUUAUUAGAUCUGGGUCUAUAAAUAUAGGGUGGCAGAAUUACAUCGUUAGAUCCAGCAACCUUUUCUCUCAGCUCAACCAUGGCUCGUACUAAGCAAACUGCUCGAAAGUCUACUGGGGGAAAAGCUCCUAGAAAGCAACUCGCUACUAAAGCAGCUCGGAAAAGUGCUCCCGCCACCGGCGGUGUGAAGAAGCCUCACCGCUACCGGCCCGGCACUGUGGCGCUGCGAGAGAUUCGCCGCUACCAGAAAUCCACAGAGCUUCUUGUUCGGAAGCUGCCUUUCCAGCGUCUGGUUCGCGAAAUUGCCCAAGAUUUUAAGACAGAUCUCCGCUUCCAGAGCUCGGCGGUGAUGGCCUUGCAGGAAGCGAGUGAAGCCUAUCUUGUGGGGCUGUUUGAGGACACAAAUCUCUGCGCCAUCCACGCCAAGCGGGUCACCAUCAUGCCCAAGGAUAUCCAGCUAGCUCGUCGCAUCCGCGGCGAGAGGUCGAUAAGAUUUCCUUAUUUGUUUGUAAUGGCUCGUACUAAGCAAACAGCCCGGAAAUCUACCGGUGGCAAAGCGCCCCGAAAGCAGCUGGCUACUAAGGCAGCUCGUAAGAGCGCCCCGGCUACUGGCGGCGUAAAAAAGCCUCACCGUUACAGGCCCGGCACCGUGGCGUUGAGAGAGAUCCGGCGCUACCAAAAGUCUACCGAGCUGCUGAUCCGCAAGCUGCCUUUCCAGCGCCUGGUCCGCGAGAUCGCCCAGGACUUCAAGACCGAUCUGCGCUUCCAGAGCUCGGCUGUGAUGGCUCUGCAGGAAGCUAGUGAAGCUUACCUCGUAGGGCUGUUUGAGGACACAAAUUUGUGUGCUAUCCACGCUAAGCGCGUGACCAUCAUGCCCAAAGACAUCCAGCUGGCUCGCCGCAUCCGCGGAGAGAGGGCUUAAAUUCUCGGCAGCCUUUUAAAAUGCCGUACCCAAAGGCUCUUUUCAGAGCCACCCACUA